AUGAGACGAUUAUCCAUACUUUUCACUGCAUAUAUGAUAUUUGGCCUGAAUUUAUGUCAAUCUCAGAAACACGAUGAUAGCAGGUUAUAUCCCACUGGUCUCGGCAAACACAGUGGCCAUUGUAGGCGUGAACUGGACUUGACCUUGUUGGUUGACGAGUCAUCCAGUAUUAACCAGGAGGAGUGGGACAAACUGAUCAUUUUCCUCAAGUCUCUAAUUCGCUCCAUAAACAUUGGUCCAAACUACGCCCACAUAUCUCUUGUUACAUUUUCCACUUCCACCAGGUUGCUCAUUUCCUUCAUGGAUCCUGGUUCCAAAAACGAGAGGGAGGCGCUGAAGAUUGUCGACAUGCUUAGCAAGAGCAAGCCUGCGAUCGGAUUGACUUACACUGGCCAGGCCAUGGAGUACAUCAGGAACAGCGUUUUACGCUUCGGAACCAGGAAAACUGCCCCCAAGGCCAUCAUCUUAAUCACUGAUGGUGGGUCAACUCAACCCGGCGUAACGUCUCAGGCUUCUGCACUGUUGCGUGACGACGGGGUAACCUUGUUAGUGGUUGGCGUCAAGAAAGCAAUUGACUUCGAGUGCAGAUCAGUGGUAGGCUGUCCCGUUAAGAAAGUUGACUGCCCGGCCUUCUUCAAGACCAAUUGGGACGAGAUCAUUAGAAAAGUGGGAAAUUUAAUGACUGAAGUUUGUGACACCAUCCCUAAGGAUGCAGUCUGCAGACCCAUCUGGUCCGACUGGUCACCCUGCAACGUCAAGUGCGGUCCUGGUACCAAGUUUAAGAAGCUGAUGGACGUCGUCACGGUUGAGGAGCAGACAGUCGGGACCAACGGAAAGUCAGGGAAGACCUGCAAGGAGCAGUUCGUCAACGUAGAGCAGCCUCAGGAGGAGUGUAUGGGCGCUUGCACUGAUAUUAGUCACUUCAAAAGACCAGGUGAGUCCAGCACAGUUAAUCAGUUAACUUCAGAUCUGCACGUCGAUCACGAGGAAGGAACUACGCCUGCUGAGGACGAUUCCUCCUCCAAGGGAGAUGAGGCCACUGAAGGUGACCAGAUUACUGUUGAAGGCGAAGAGGACCAAAGUCCCGAGAACCCAGGUGAAGGCGAAGACCACGAAUCUGGCGAGGGUGUUGAGGAAGUAGAGAGCCACACUCCAGAGGAAAUCACCAACGAGCCAGAAGAGACCACCGACGAGCCCGAGGAAUCACCUGCGGAAGAAUCUGGUGAGGAGAUGGAGGAUGCCCAUCCCGAUGAAGCAGAGGCCGAAGGAGAGGCCGAACCAGAGCCCUCAGAACCUGAUCAAUAUGCAGACGAAGAAGAGUCCCCGGAGUCCGUAGAUGAAGAACCCUCAGAAUUCCAUGAACCCGAAGGUGACGCCGAACAGGUCGAAGAUGAGGGGUCCGCAGCUGAGACCCACGAGGAGCAAAGCCCUGAGGAACUAUCUCAUGAAGAACACGCGGUUCCAAAAGAACACGAGGCCACCAUUGGCGAGCAUCAUGCCCAUGUUGACGAAGAUGCAGAAAUAGGCGGCGACCAGGAUGAAUAUCCUGAGGGGGCAGACCAUGAACACACUGGUGAACACGACGAAGGUACUUUACCUCCCUAUUUAUUUCAUUUAGAAGUACCUGGCCCGGCUACACACUUCCAAAACCCACAACAAGAGCCGCCGGGUAUGCCUCAUUCUAAAACUCAUUUAUACUUAGCUGGCGACUACACCAAGCACGAGUCAUCACACCAAAAGAGCCGCAAGGAAGAAUCCACCAAAAAAGAGGGAUUCAGUAGAAGUGGCGCCACGAUUGCGGGCGGAAUAAUUCUAGGUCUUCUGAUGCUAGGAGCAGGCGGAGGCUACGCCUACUACAGGAAGUAA
Molecule: messenger RNA, 1866 nt
Organism: Theileria orientalis strain Shintoku
Lineage: Eukaryota; Apicomplexa; Aconoidasida; Piroplasmida; Theileriidae
Exons: 4
Coding region: 1-1866 (621 amino acids)
Source: RefSeq, a predicted model, not a curated record